GACACCGAAUGCCACUGGUUACACAUCAUACGGUUUGGUAAACAUUUGUUUCUUCGAUCCAGUUAUAUAUAUUUAUAACUUGUUUUCCUAAACCCCCUGCAAGAAAGAAUCAUGGCGGACCAGAGACUUAAACAAAUAAAAAUUAAGACAGGAGUUGUCAAACGCCUAGCCAAGGAAAAGGUAUACUAUGAGAAGGAAGUUGGCAAAGAAGAGGAGCGCUAUGAGAAACUAAAACGAGAGGGGGGCGAUGACCACGUCCUUAGAAAGCAGACUGAAGUGAUCAAUGAGUCCAAGGUGAUGAUUCCUGAUACGAGAAACCGACUUGUGAAGGCCAGUGAGGACCUACGAAAUGUUCUGGACACUGAAAGUGAUUUGAAUGAAGCCAAUGAAUACAAGGAGGCUCUGAAGGUCCUGGAAGAAGCUGACUCUGUGUUAGCUGCCUGAACAUUGAGUUGGACGCUUGAAGAUUGAGAUGGCCACAAUAUUGUGAAAUUUCAUGCUCUGGGAAAAUGGGGCUUAUUGCAUGUGUGUAAAGUGUCAUCCCAGAUUCCCCUGUGAAGUCUGCAUAGUCUUAUUAGGGAUGACACUUUCCGCUUUUAUGGAACUUUGUGUUUAAAGGAAGUCUCUUCCAAACGGUCAACCAGUCUAUUCAGAAAGCGUUGUCCCUAAUUUGCUGUGUGGACUGUACAGGCUAAUCUAGGGUGACACUUUACACACAUGCAUUAAGCCCCAUUUUGCCAGAGCAAGACUUAUUUGUAAUGCAACCUCGAGCCCUUUGCACUGCAGUAGAUAGUGAAUGUGAUGUAUAUGUAAGAGCUUUUAGGAAUCAGCUGGGGAGGUGUGUUGCAUUAUGUUGUUGCUUAGAUGUUUUCAUUUUUAAAAUCAGCUUGCACUUUUAGGCAGAAAAUUAAUGGCUGCACGUGCCUCUACAGUGAUGAACAUACAGCGCGCACCCACUAUAAGCUUGUAUGUCUUACUGAUAGGUUGUUUGCAUGAUUUCAUUGCAGCCCAGAAUAACUUGUAACUAAUGAUACGUUCAAAGAAUUUGAGCUUUCUUUUAGGUAUGUCUUACUGUUAGGUCUUUGCCAUGUUUGUAUGAAGCAGUCCAUAUGACUUUGGGUUUACCCAUUUGAGCCCAUCUCUGUUAAACAGAAAGCAAACAUCAUGGUUCGUUAUAACAUUAUAACCACACAUUUAUAUUUAUUCAAACUCGAGUAUAUUGUUAAUGGGUUUUAUUUAAGGCAUUUUGUACACUGUUAUUUCAAAUCUUACUGUUUAAUCUUGUGGUUCAUUACAUUAUUGAGUAAUCGAUGGUUUUUAUGUUAUAUAUACAUACAGAUGUAUAUUUGUUCUUAUUGCCAUAUUAUUUCAAAUAUAUGCAUGAAAGUA
Molecule: messenger RNA, 1389 nt
Organism: Dreissena polymorpha
Lineage: Eukaryota; Metazoa; Mollusca; Bivalvia; Myida; Dreissenidae
Product: tubulin-specific chaperone A-like
Exons: 4
Coding region: 112-444 (110 amino acids)
Biological process (GO): tubulin complex assembly; post-chaperonin tubulin folding pathway
Cellular component (GO): cytosol; microtubule cytoskeleton
Molecular function (GO): beta-tubulin binding
Source: RefSeq, a predicted model, not a curated record